GGCCAGGAGGGGAAGUCCCGCCUCUGCCCGGCCUCCUCCGCCGCCAGCCCCUCCACGCACCUGGCCCGGGCGCGGGGGCCAGAGACUUACCCCGGGCUUACCCCGGGCUUGGACCGUGCGACGUCCCCGGGUUGGGAGCACGAGGUGACGGGCGGCCUCGGCCUGGGACGUGGAGCCCGGAGGGGUGGGGCGGCGGAGACUGGCCUGAUUCCGGGGUUCUAAGGGGGUGGGGCGGGGGUCUGGCACCCAGAUUACUGCCGUCCAUCAGGCAGUACCGAACUAGCUGCCUCCCUGCCUGCCGCCGCCUCGCACCGACACACGAAGGUCUGUUCCCAAGUUGCCAUGAUCGAAGUGGUGGCAGAGCUGAGCCGGGGUCCCGUGUUUCUGGCCGGGGAGGCGCUGGAGUGUGUUGUGACCGUCACCAACCCCCUGCCCCCCACGGCCACUUCUGCAUCUAGUGAGGCUCUGGCCUGGGCCAGUGCUCAGAUUCACUGCCAGUUCCAUGCCAGUGAGAGUCGAGUAGCACUGCCUCCCCCAGACUCCAGUCAGCCAGAUGUCCAGCCGGAGAGCCAGACUGUCUUUCUACCACACCGAGGGGAAAGAGGUCAAUGUAUCCUUUCCACUCCACCAAAGAUCCUGUUCUGUGACUUGAGGCUGGACCCUGGAGAGUCGAAAUCCUACUCCUACAGUGAAGUGCUACCCAUAGAGGGACCACCUUCCUUUCGGGGUCAGUCAGUCAAGUAUGUCUACAAACUGACCAUUGGCUGCCAGCGUGUCAACUCACCCAUCACUUUACUCAGGGUCCCUCUGAGGGUUCUUGUGCUGACUGGUCUUCAAGAUGUCCGGUUUCCCCAGGAUGAGGCUGUUGCUCCAUCUAGUCCAUUCUUAGAGGAAGAUGAAGGUGGAAAGAGGGACUCAUGGCUGGCUGAACUGGCUGGGGAGCGCCUCAUGGCUGCCACAUCCUGUCGCAGCCUCCAUCUAUACAAUAUCAGUGAUGGCCGAGGAAAAGUUGGAACAUUUGGGAUCUUCAAGUCUGUGUACAGACUUGGUGAGGAUGUGGUGGGAACGUUGAACCUGGGAGAAGGAACUGUACCUUGCUUGCAGUUUUCAGUAAGCUUGCAGACUGAGGAGCGCGUACAGCCUGAGUACCAGCGGCAUCGGGGGACAGGAAGUGCCCCUGCUGUGUCACAUGUGACUCAUGCCUGGCACCAGGAGUCUUGCCUGUAUACAACCAGAACUAGCUUCUCACUCCCGAUCCCGCUCAGCUCUACCCCAGGCUUCUGCACAGCCAUUGUGUCUCUGAAGUGGCGAUUACACUUUGAAUUUGUGACAUCCCGAGAACCAGAUCUGGUGCUCCUCCCUUCUGUGGAGCAGUCUGAACCUGUUACCUGGACUGGGCCCGAGCAAGUACCUGUAGACACCUUCAGCUGGGACCUGCCCAUCAAGGUGCUGCCAACGAGCCCGACCUUGGCCUCCUAUGCAGCCCCAGGCCCCAGCACCAGCACCAUCACUAUCUGAAACUGAACCAACGCAGCACUGCUUCCGUUCUUUGAGAUACUGAGAACUCAGCCCCUGCGCUCUAAUAGGGCCCACUUUCCCCACCUGGGAUCCAACAGCACGGGCAAUAAGAGGCAGGUUUUCAGCUGGAGCGUUAAUUUAUUUAUGCAGAAUAAAUUGGCAGCUGCUAGUGGUUCCCCUGGAA
Molecule: messenger RNA, 1702 nt
Organism: Erinaceus europaeus (western European hedgehog)
Lineage: Eukaryota; Metazoa; Chordata; Mammalia; Eulipotyphla; Erinaceidae
Gene: RGP1
Product: RGP1 homolog, RAB6A GEF complex partner 1
Exons: 9
Coding region: 343-1518 (391 amino acids)
Biological process (GO): retrograde transport, endosome to Golgi
Cellular component (GO): Ric1-Rgp1 guanyl-nucleotide exchange factor complex; Golgi membrane
Source: RefSeq, a predicted model, not a curated record